Osmerus eperlanus (European smelt) is the source of this 3480-nucleotide messenger RNA. Its product is annotated as anoctamin-8-like. Bases 262 to 3480 code for a protein of 1072 amino acids. The transcript has 19 exons. The record is from RefSeq and is a predicted model, not a curated record. Lineage: Eukaryota; Metazoa; Chordata; Actinopteri; Osmeriformes; Osmeridae.
ACAUGAAAACAUGUCGACACACGGUGUAACACCGUCGGUGUUUUUUUAUCCCGGUAUACUGCGCGGGACGCGGUGUUCCCCUCCGUCCUCUGUCGUCACUGCCACAGAGGAGUGAUGCGUGCGUUCCUUCAUCAGGUGGAGCUUUCCCGAGCCUUGUCAUACCACGGUCAUGCGAAUGUACUGUCGCUGUAACGGACAGCUACGCGGGCAUCACGAGCCUCUCACUUGUCGGUCUAUGAAUCUAAACUCUAGCAGGGCAGCAUGACGGGCGCGGGAGGAGGUGAGACCGACGCCACCGUACACAGCAGCAACGACACCGGGGCAACGGAGAGGAUGGAGAGGGCGGCUGUUACCGGAGAUACUGGACUGAAGAAAGAGCAGAUGACUUCAUCCAAACCUGCGGGGGUCCUGGGUAAGUACCUGAGCUGGCGUCUGAGGCAGGCUAAAGGCUACAUCCUGUCCAGGAAACCCUCCUUCAUGAGAACUCUGCCCUCCGACAACUGUGACAUCAUCAUCACCUUCCCAGAGUCCCCAGACAGAGAGCCCCCCCUGUGGCUGCUGAACCUGAUGAGGCUGGGUCUUCCUCAGGUGUCGGUCCAGGUGCGGCAGCACAAGCAGACGUGGGCUGACAUGUUGUUCAUCACCGCCUCCUUCGAGAACCUGCUGCUGGGGGCGGAGCAGGCUGGGGUCAUCAAGGCAGUGAAGCCCCAGUACGGAGGGGGGAAGCGGCGCUUCCUGUGUGAGGAGAGCAACAUCUACCUGAACAUAGAGAGCGAGGUCUGCUUCCUCAGCUCACAGGAGCGUCAGAGCAUCAUUAAGUUCUGGCUGGAUAAUCUCCGUGCCGACCAGGGAGAGGUGCUCCAUAACCUCCACUUCCUGGAGGGACAGCCAAUCAUCCCAGAGCUGCUGGCCCGGGGGGUGGUGCAGCAGGUGUUCCCCCUGCAUGACGAGAGGGUUCUGGCUCUGCUCAUGACAUCCUGGGUCCAGGCUGUCUGUGACAGCCAGCCGCUGGAUGACGUCUGCGAGUACUUCGGGGUGAAGAUCGCCAUGUACUUCGCCUGGCUCGGCUUCUACACCUCCGCCAUGGUGUACCCUGCUCUGAUUGGCUGCCUGCUCUGGGUCCUGGCCGACCAGACCAGUCAGGAUAUCUGCUGUGUGCUGUUCGCUCUCUUCAACGUGGUGUGGGCCACAUUGUUCCUGGAGGGCUGGAAGAGGAGGGGGGCGGAGUUGGCGUACAAGUGGGGCACUCUGGACACGCCCACAGACUCUCUGGAGGAGCCACGCCCCCAGUUCAGGGGGGUGCAGCGUGUGAGCCCUGUGACUGGCUGUGAGGAGUUCUACUACCCUCCCUGGAGGAGGGCAGUGUUCCGGUGGAUGGUCAGCCUGCCUGUCUGCAUGCUCUGCCUGGCCUUCGUCUUCCUGUCCAUGCUGCUGUGUCUGGAGCUCCAGGAGUUUGUGAUGAGUGUGAAGGAGCUUCCAAACGUGACCCGGUUCCUCCCCAAGAUCCUACAGGCCAUCACCGUGUCUGUGUGUGACGAGGUGUACAAGAGGAUCGCAUACUGGCUCAACAACAUGGAGAACUACCGCCUCCAGAGUGACUAUGAGAACAACCUCAUCAUCAAAAUUGUUGUUUUUCAGUUCAUCAACUCCUACCUUAGUCUGUUCUACAUCGGGUUCUACCUCAAGGAUAUGGAACGCCUGAAGGAGAUGCUGGCCACGCUGCUCAUCUUCCGCCAGAUCAUGCAGAACUUCGUGGAGGUUCUCCAGCCAUACCUGUACGAGCACCACAAGCUGGGGGUGUUCACGCCCAGGGUCCUGUGGGAGCAGGCCCACACUGGGGUGCUCAAGUACGGACGCCUGGCACUAGGAAAGGCCCAGGCUUUCGUGGCGGCCUACUGCAAGCAGGCCUCCAGAGGCCUAGCCCACCCUGAGACGAGAGCAUCUGAGCGUGGGAGGAGGGGAGACCUGAAGGCCGGCUUCAGGCUGUCGGAGGAGGAGUGGGAGCAGAGCGAUGGUCUGAGACACAGGAAGGUCUGUUUCACCGAGACGGUGGCCUACAACCACCCCGCCGCCACAGCGACCCCCGCCGACACGGCGACCCAGCAGGGGGCGGGGCCUCUCAGCUUCCUGGAGGACAGCCCCACCCUGCUGGAGGAUGGCAUGCACGCCACCAGCCUGUUCACCCUGGACGACAGCGACCACGGCGACAGCGACCAUGGCGACAGCGACCAUGGCGACAGCGAGGCAGAGACGGCGGAUGCGGUGGCAAACACCAACAUUACAACCAAUGGUUCUGAAGCUGCAAGCCAGAAUGGGCGUGGCCAAGCAGACAGGAAGCAGGACAGGAAGUCAUGGAUUGAUCCUCCGCUGGAGGAGGAAGCGUGUGGCUUGACUCUGACGCAGGCGGAAAUCCAGAGCUGCAUGCAGACCUACGAGAGCACCCUGGAGGACUACCAGGAGAUGUUCAUCCAGUUCGGCUACGUGGUCCUCUUCUCCUCCGCCUUCCCGCUCGCUGCGUUGUGCGCGCUCAUCAACAACGUGAUCGAGAUUCGCAGCGACGCCCUCAAGCUGUGCUGCGGGUUCCAGAGGCCCUUUGGAGAACGCGUGGACAACAUUGGACAGUGGCAGACAGUGAUGGAGGUCAUGGGCCUCAUUGCCAUCAUCGUGAACUGUUACCUGAUUGGCCAGUGUGGUCAGCUGCAGCGGCUGUUCCCCUGGAUGAGUCCUGAGAUGAUCAUCAUCUGUAUCGUGCUGCUUGAGCACUUUGCCGUCCUGCUGAAGUACGUCAUCCAUGUAGCAAUCCCUGACGUUCCUGUGUGGGUGGCGGAGGAGAUGGCCAAGCUGGAGUACCGACGCAGGGAGGCCUUCAAGAAACACGAGCGCCAGGCCCAGCAGCACUUCCAGCAGCAGCAACGUCAGCGCCGCGAGGAGGCGGAUCUACAGAGGCAGGAGGCGGAGCUACAGAGGCAGGCGGAGCUACAGGCCGAGGCUCGCCUUGAAGGCAGCGGCAAGGCUGAGGCCCACCAGCAUCACCACGCCGCCGGGGGGGGCAAGGGGGGCGGGGGGGACAAACCCCGCAGGCCCAGCUCUCUGCUGGGCUCCAACAAGCUGAAGCAGAUCAUCCCCCUGCAGGGGAAGUUGUCCGGGUCGCCCCGUUCCCCCCAGACGCCCCCGGGCGGGGAGGCCAAGCUGCCUGCCUUCCUCAACAAGCUGCUCAACAAGUCCCCCGAUGUGAAGAAGGAGGCCGCGGCCCCCGGGGGCCCGGAGCGGCCGGGAGCCCCCGGACAGCCCUUCAGCCCGGGCAGGCAGCUGGCCCCCAGCAGGUCUGGGGGGACGGUGGUGAGUGGGGGGCCAGGUGUCCCUGGAGGGGAUGGCAGGGCCACGCCCGAGGAGCUGCCGUCCAGCGAGGGGGAGAGGGGCGAGGGGGAGAGGGGCGAGGGGAGGGCCGGCGCCAUGGAAACCAAUGGCUCAGGGUCGUAG